Messenger RNA from Lethenteron reissneri (Far Eastern brook lamprey), 1894 nucleotides. It is a transcript of the gene EXD1, whose product is annotated as exonuclease 3'-5' domain containing 1. Gene Ontology annotation, molecular function: nucleic acid binding; 3'-5' exonuclease activity. Gene Ontology annotation, biological process: piRNA processing; nucleobase-containing compound metabolic process. Gene Ontology annotation, cellular component: PET complex. The record is from RefSeq and is a predicted model, not a curated record. NCBI's taxonomy places the organism in Eukaryota, Metazoa, Chordata, Hyperoartia, Petromyzontiformes, Petromyzontidae.
ACGUGUCUGAACGUGGCUCGUGUGACAUUAUUGUUGUUGUUAUUGGUGUGUAGACCACGCUGUGGGUGGGUGGGUGUAACAGACGGAGUGAGCGAGCGAUUGUGACCGCGGUUGUUUUGUAAGCGAGCGUCGCUCGGCAGGCGUUUUGCUGAUCCUCCCUCUCUACCACCACCUUUUGUCGACGGACACAUUCCGUCGUUGUCCGAUUAUCUUGGCCGUCGUGAUUCAUUGUCGCCACGAUGGAGGCCUUGACUGCAGCUUGCCUCGAGCGGCGAGUCCACGUGGUGGAGUUUGACGUUCGCUUUCGAGGCACCAUUAAGUCCAUCGAUCCGACGAACAAGACGCUGACUCUCGACAAAGUCGAAGUGAUCAUCGGCGAUGCUCAAAUGGCAUUACCUGGGCUGAAAAUGCUGGAUGGACAAGGGAUAUCUUCAAUUACUUUUCUUGAUGAAAAUCCGGCAAAAGCCUGCAGACGGCAAGGAGUUGAGAAAGCUGAUGCUGGUGUUUCAAGUGGAAAUGUCAAGCCUGACAGAUAUUGUAAUAGAAUUCCAGGGAAAAUUGUGAACUACAUCUUAAUUGACAAAUUUCAAGAGAAGUUUGGAUCAGCUAUCCAGAACCUGAGUGAGUCAUCUGUGAUUAGCCUUGAGCUAAAUGGAAAUAACAUUUCCAGAUUUGGAAAGCUGUGCUGGCUUCAGGUGUCCACAAAGGAGACUGUUUACCUCUUUGAUAUCUUGACUCUCGGUUACGAAGCAUUCGAUUUUGGCCUGCGAAGAAUUUUGGAAAAUGAGGCAAUUUUAAAGGUGGUUCAUGACUGCAGAUUUUUGUCUGACUGUCUUUACCACCAAUACAAAACAUCACUGGCCAAUGUCUUUGACACACAGAUUGCAGAUGUCAUCGUGCGCAAGCAGGAAGCCGGUGGCAAGUGGCCUGACAAAUUGAGGCUUCUGCCCGAGUGUUUGUCUCACCAUCUCGGACUUCCUGCUGCUGCCUUUCAGACAUACAGCGUGGCCAGCGCGACGGUGUGGACGAUGCGCCCCAGCCACUCGGCACUCCUCCAUCUGGCUGCUCGACACAUGCCUGAACUGCUGGCGCUCCGCACGGUGUUGCUCGACAAGCUGAUGGUGCCCUUUACAAUACAUGUCGGUCACAGCCUCGACAUUUACCGUGCCCAGCCAGACCACGUGCUGUGCCAAGUGAAGCGUGACAGCCUGGAGCUGCCCCAGUAUUUGCUGUCCCAUCUGCCUGAAGAAAACUGGGCCAAGAAUGGGAAGUGAUAAGCACAGGAAUUGGUUGGACUGAGCAGUCUGCAACUUUGUAAGCGAGCUGCGCUGUGCAGUCCGCCCUGUACGAGUCGUCAUAAGGAAGGAGUGAAGAUAAAUGUUUCUCGGCCAGGGUACUGGAUAAUUUAUCCUGAUACUGUAAACGCAUAUGCAUCACUUAAACAAUAGCAUAGGACUGCCAUCUUGCAACCGACAGUUACAACUCAAAAUAACCAUGAACCUUUCGAUUUAAAGCUUUCGUGACUGCAGAGAUUCAUCUUCUUGGUUCUUUCGGUAAAGUCAUGUAGAAGGGAAGUAAUAAAAUAAUAAAAAUAAAACAUAAUAAAAUAAUUCUCACGACGUUUCGGCCACAACGCGCAAGCAGCCGUCCUCAGGUGAAGACCAGGUCUGUCGGGGAGACAGCGUCUGAAUGAACACAUCCUCUAUGAAUAUACAAACAGCUCUCGGCAGUUUCUGAAGAAGCACAUUGGCGGCCCUCUUGUCUUCAAUCACCAUCAAAAUAGAUUUGAGCAAAUGUGACCGUGUGACAGGCAGCAUUGAUACAGAUAGACAUUCGUGGAUCGAGCGGCUAAAGUAUAAUCAUAAUCAACGUUUUUGGGUUUAGAUCGCGUUUA